AUAUGGUCCAAGUUAUAAUAGCAUUCGAAUGUUUCAUGUGUUUUCGAUUUGAUUUGAUCCAAGAAUCAAUUUUUUUUUUCAAAAAAACAAUGGCAACAUUUUUCCUAAGAAAUUGUCUUCGAUAUUAUCCUGUUAAUGGUAGAUUAGCCAUUUCUAGAUUACCACAAAUUUCACAAUUUCAUAAUACAUCAUUUCGAUUCCAACAACAGGAAGAAUCAUUUAUAAAUAAUUCACAAUUUACUGGAUAUAUACCAAUAAAUCAAUUAGAUAUUAGUUAUUGUACAAGUUCAGGACCCGGUGGUCAAAAUGUUAAUCGAAAUUUUACAAAAGUUACAGUAAAAUUACAUUUACCAACAGCUAAUUGGAUACCUGAUGAUAUUAAAGAUCGUAUCACCGAAUUGCAUAAAAAUUCCAUUAAUAAAGAUGGUUAUUGGCUAAUACGAUCGGAUAAAACAAGACAACAAUUAUUAAAUGUAGCUGAUUGUAUGGAUAAACUUCGUUGUUAUAUUGCCGAAGCAGCAAAACCACCAAAUUUGGAACCAUCAUUUGAAACAUUAGAAAAACAACGUCAAGAUCGAGAACGUGCUUCUAUACGACGUUUAGAGAUGAAAAAACAACGAUCAAUAUUUAAAGCACAAAAACGAAUGGAAUUUUGAACAUGGAUUUUGGCCAUUUGUUAAUUUUGUAGUAAAAAAAUUUUCUUAUCAUUCAAAAUGAUUCAUGUUUCUUUCUUUCUUAAACUAUCGGG
Molecule: messenger RNA, 748 nt
Organism: Dermatophagoides pteronyssinus (European house dust mite)
Lineage: Eukaryota; Metazoa; Arthropoda; Arachnida; Sarcoptiformes; Pyroglyphidae
Product: large ribosomal subunit protein mL62
Biological process (GO): mitochondrial translational termination
Cellular component (GO): mitochondrial large ribosomal subunit
Molecular function (GO): peptidyl-tRNA hydrolase activity; translation release factor activity, codon nonspecific
Source: RefSeq, a predicted model, not a curated record